AUGCUCAUCGACGACCCAAGCACCUCGACCCCGGACGAUUACAGCCUGCACCCAUGCGAGUGCUUCCCGGAGUCUUGGGGAACCUCUGCCCCCGUCACCAGCAAGAGCUUCCAGCAGGUGCCGCCGGGAAGCAACAACGCCUUCAGGCCGCUUGCCGUCCGACUCCUGCAAGGGGGCCCCAUGUGCCCGCAGGAGUCCUUGCAGGACAUCAAGUACGGCUCGGAUGAAGCCCGCUGCCAGGCCUACUGUGAGACGAAAGCUUGCAGCUUCUUUUGGGCUGGUAGCUUCCAUGGGGAGAAGCAGUGCAGGCUGUACAGUGCAUGCAGAUUCUUGGUCCAAACCGAGAAUGCCCAGGGCAGUCUCAUGGCCGUGUCCCGCACAGGGAAGUUUUGCCACCGAGCCGAUCCCACGAAGUGCUUCGGUUCUUACCUGCGCCGCAGCUUCCUCGGUGCUGGGACAGAGCCGACCAAGGCUUCGGUUCCCGGAGGCCCUUGCCCCUAUGAGGACUUGGCGAGGCAGUGCGACUGGCAGCUGAUCCUUGGCGGCCCGGUGCAGGACUGCUACCGCUGCGACUACGCUGUUCUGGAUGAUAUGAGCUGGCAGCAGAAGCGGCCGUUACCCGAGACCUUCUCCUCUGGCCAGCAGUUGCGCGUCGCGUGCUGGUCCGCGCACUUUGCACCAGUCACAGCAGCCGCCAUGCCCGGAAAGGUGCCGGACAAGUACACGGUGUCUUGCGCUGCAGGGAGCUGGUUUGGUCCCAAAGGCCAGGCGCUGCAGGAGUUUGCCUGUGGCGCCUGUGUGCAGCUGGUACGGCCUGGCUACGCCACCCACCAGUCCCAGCACCGACAAGAGCUCUAUUUCAGCCCCAGCGUGAAGAUGCAAGUCAUUGUGGAUGGUGGGCAUCAAGCAGCGCUUCUCCCGGAUUCGAGGCACAUGCCGUUGGCCUUUGACUGGCCCAGCACAUGCAUCGGAUAUUUCACAAGUGGCGAUGAUUGCCAUGCGGAUCGGUUGUUCCAAGUCAAAAGAGUGCAGACGCCGGUGACCAACUGCAGAUCUUGGGAGGGCUAUUCAUGGAUGUGCACUGGUAUCAACCAUACAGGGCUGUCAGGCUGGCAGUCAGCGGACACCGUGUCUUGCUUAAGCAGGGAGGGAGGAAACUUGGUACUGAAAGAGACCACCUUCGACUGGUGCAAGACAGCCUCUCUCGAUAUCAUCGACGGUGAGUUUGGUGGUCCUGGUCCUGGUGAGUUCUGCCCCAGGUCCGCAGCAGAGGGCCCAGACCGCGUGAGCUUCUUUUUGGCGACGGAUGUGAGCUUGCUCCAGUUCCGAAAAGAAGGGAAGAUGCGGACCGCUUGGAGAAGCUGCCUGAUAAUCACCUGGCCUGACAACACAUACUUCACCGCGGAGAGCCCCAAGAGCGCAGAAGACGAUUCCUUCCAGCUGAGAGGUGCAGGCUCCGACUCCUGUGUUGAGGUCACCACGAUCCAGGCGAACGGUUCGCUCGGCCUGACCGUUGGCGCCUGUCAAAAUCCUGCAGGGGGGUUGCCUCAGCAUCAGGCCAUGAACGAGAAGGCUCUUAGGGAGAGCAUGAUGGCGCGGCUUCAGUUUCAGAACAAGGUCAACGGCAAGUGUUCCCCGGACCAGUGGCCGAAUUGCAAAGUCAGCAGCGAAUGCAGCGAUUCCAAUCAUGGUGCCUUGACGGGGGUAAGCUUGGAGGGCAAGCAGCUGCCUUGCAGCACAACGCCGAUCAGCACCAGCCGCGAUUAUGCCACCGGCUGGAUCGACUUUGGCACGAAGUCGGCGAAGUAUGAGGUGCAGUGCCCCGACGGGACGGUGCUGAGCGCCUUCCAUUACGUGUACAGAUCCGGGCAGGGCCAGUUCUCCUACACGUGUGUUCGUGCCACAGCCUUGGGCUCCUGCCAGAACGUCGCCAUUAGCGCCGAGGGCUUGGAGGCUGCGUGCCCCAAGGGGGCGGCCCUCCAGUCCUUUGUCCUGAAGAAGGGCCCGGAUCUCAAGAGACUUGCAGAGAGCCGCCGUUUCUGUUUCCCUGAGCCCCAGUCCAGCUGCAGCCCAGCCGAAUCUCGAGGCUCCUCGGGCUGGAGCAUCGUGCCACGGCCCGGGCCUUAG
Messenger RNA from Symbiodinium natans, 2127 nucleotides. Lineage: Eukaryota; Dinophyceae; Suessiales; Symbiodiniaceae. The record is from the annotation of a GenBank genome assembly.